Coregonus clupeaformis (lake whitefish) is the source of this 4283-nucleotide messenger RNA. It is a transcript of the gene plekhg4, whose product is annotated as pleckstrin homology domain containing, family G (with RhoGef domain) member 4. The record is from RefSeq and is a predicted model, not a curated record. The transcript has 12 exons. Gene Ontology annotation, molecular function: guanyl-nucleotide exchange factor activity. Lineage: Eukaryota; Metazoa; Chordata; Actinopteri; Salmoniformes; Salmonidae. Bases 349 to 3000 code for a protein of 883 amino acids.
UGGGCGCCAGGGGCUCAGUGUGUCUCUCAGGAGCUCAGUGAGAGGUUAGCGUCAGGACAGGCUGCUAGUGUCAGUGAGAGGUUAGCGUCAGGACAGGCUGCUAGUGUCAGUGAGAGGUUAGCCUUCAGGACAGGCUGCUAGUGUCAGUGAGAGGUUAGCGUCAGGACAGGCUGCUAGUGUCAGUGAGAGGUUAGCGUCAGGACAGGCUGCUAGUGUCAGUGAGAGGUUAGCGUCAGGACAGGCUGCUAGUGUCAGUGAGAGGUUAGCCUUCAGGACAGGCUGCUAGUGUCAGUGAGAGGUUAGUGGUUGGUUAGUUAGCAUCCCGGCACGGCCAUCAGGACUGUUAGGAUGACUGCUGCAGCUGCCUGCUCCACACAGGAACCCACCGACACAGGACACACCGAGGCAUAUGAGUGGGCGUUGGAGGGGAUGCGCCACUUGGCCAGCAUCAGCAUGGAGGACUGCACAGUGCCUGACAAGUGCCAGGGGGUGAUCAGCUGUCUGGAGGGGUACCGCCGGCAGCACCCUCCUAUCCCCGACCCCUGCUUCCAGGAGAUGAAGGAGCUGGCUGGGGAGGUGAAGAGUGAGCAGGGCCUCAAACAGUGGAAGUUCGCCUGGUCCAAGUGCCAGGAGACCAAGCAGAUGUUUGAGAAGAAGCUGGAGGCCGCCCUGAGGACGAGGCGAGCCCUGCCCGCGGGAGAGUCACCCGGGUCGGGUACAACAGGCACAGGGAAGGGCAGCGGGGCAGGGGACGCCACCCCCAGACGCUACUCUGACGGUAACAGCCGUGGAGGCAAGGGACACGAGAGGAGCAGCAGUGUGUCAUAUGUCUGUAGAAAGGCCUUUAGUGGGGUGUGGGGGGGCAGAGAGAGACUCUCCUCCACUUCCAGCUCUGCCUCAGCUCAGUCAGCCUGCAGCCCCAGACAGGAGACCGGAGGAGGGGACAGAGAGGGGCCCUACGGUCUGGAGCACAAGCUCCCCCUCACCCCCCACCACACCCCGCUCCACACCCCCCUCUCCACCCAACGCCUCACCCGUAGCACUUCCUCCGAGGAGUCGUCCCACCGGGCCCGUAUGGAGGCUCAGGGCCGUACCUCCUCCUGCUCCUUCUCCCCCUCCCUGCCCCCCCUGGAGCCAAGCUCCGCCCUUAACCCUGCUCGCCGACCCCCGCUCCGCAAGACCCAGAGCUUCGACUGCCAGAGCCCUGCCCCCGCCACCCCUGACUCCUCCCGCUAUGGGACCUGCCAGCGUACGUUGAGCGAGCCAGCGCGGCGCGGGAACACUGGGGUGUUUAUUAAAGGCCUGGAGGUCAGUAGUAGGGAGGUGGCCGAACGACCCUACUCCCCCAGAAUGACGCCACCUGGCUGGGCAGCAGGAGAGGCACUGAAGACCCCCCCCACCAGCACUACCAGUAGUCCGGCACCAGAGCCCCGCGCCAAGGGCAGUAAACUGCGUCACAUCGUGGAUGAGAUGGUGACCACGGAGAGAGAUUACGUGCGUUCCCUCCGUUACAUCAUCGAGCACUACUUCCCCGAGAUGGAGAGAGGAGACCUCCCGCAGGACCUCAGGGGAAAACGGAGCGUCAUCUUUGGGAACCUGGAGAAACUAAUGGACUUCCACAGCCAGUACUUCCUCAAGGAGUUAGAGAGCUGCUGUAAUCACCCUCUGAGGGUGUCCCACUGCUUCCUACGACACCAGGACGCGUUUGGCCUGUACGCUCUGUACAGUAAGAACAAGCCCAGGUCUGAUACGCUGUUGGCCAGCCACGGAAACAGCUUCUUCAGGAACAAGCAGCUGGAGCUGGGAGAUAAGAUGGACCUGGCCUCCUACCUGUUAAAGCCCAUCCAGAGAAUGUCUAAAUACGCUCUACUCCUGAAGGACCUGAUCAAGGAGGUGAGCGAGGCACAGGAGACAGAGCUGGCCCACCUUCAGGCCGCUGCAGAGAUGGUCAAGUUCCAGCUGCGUCACGGCAACGACCUGCUCGCCAUGGACGCCAUCCGAGACUGUGACGUGAAUCUGAAGGAGCAGGGUCAGUUGGUCCGACAGGAUGAGUUCUGGGUCUGGUACGGCAGGAAGAAGUGUCAGCGCCAUGUGUUCCUGUUUGAAGACCUGGUGCUGUUCAGUAAACCCAAACGCAUCGAAGGAGGACUGGACGUUUACAUCUACAAACACUCCUUUAAGACGGCGGAUGUGGGGAUGACCGAGAUGUCUGGGGACAACGGUCUUCGUUUCGAGGUGUGGUUCAGACGCAGGACCAGUAAGAACCAGACGUACGUUCUGCAGGCCUCCAACACAGACAUCAAACAUGCCUGGACCUCCAACAUCGCACGUAUCCUCUGGCAGCAGGCUACACGGAAUAAAGAGAUCCGUAAUCAGGAGAUGGUUUCCAUGGGAGUAGGUAACAAGCCGUUCCUGGACAUUAAACCCAGUGAUUCUGCCAUCAACGACAGGGCUAUAGACUACAUCAUGAAGGGACGAGGUGCCAGAACGCGAGCCUCCAUUGCUGUGUCCCUGUUCGAUCACUCCAACCCCUUCAAACGUACAGCGUCGAGUAGCGGGGGGUCUGGCGGCGGGGCCCCUGCUGCGUCGGGCUCCUGCACUCUCCUGGGGCCCCUCAACCUGCACAUGUACAGCAGCCAGAGCCAGGCCCUGCUGCCCGGGGGGGAGAGGCCCUUCAUCAGCCCAUGUAUAGAGGAGGAGGAGCUGGAGCACGAGACCAGCAGCCAGCCCUCCAUGACUACUGAGAGCUCUGGCUCGUCGUCCCACUGUCUGUCCGCCAGCGGCUCCAGUGGUUCAGACAGUGGCUGUGUGUCCAGCCACCUCCCUGAGGCCUGUCUAUCUGAGGAUCCCUCGUUCCCCUGCCACCCCCCGUCCUCCUGCUACCCGUCCUCCGACGCCGUCACCUCCCCCAGCCUCCCCCAAGACGAGCCCCGCUACAGCAACAGACAGUACAUUUCAGCCAAAGUAGCUCAGAUCAUAGGCCCUUCCACUAUAGUGUGAUUCCUGACUGGAACCCUGCUUGGAGUCUAAUAUCCAGCUGCUUCCAUCCAGAAAGACACUGUUAACACGCGAAGGAAGACUGACGAGUAUUUAUUUUUUCUCGCGCUGCCAGCAACAACUCUCAUCUCACAUGGACGCCGAAAAGACCUGGGACAUAGCACUGUUUUGAAAAAGAAAAGCCACUUUUGAGCAUAACUUUUAUAUUGUAAAAAAAAAAAAAAAGUUGAUUUAAAUAUUGUUAUAUUUUUCUUUCCAAAAGUACUGGUGGGUGCAGUAGUUUGUUCUGUUCUAUAUUGGUUACUCUGUAAAUAAUGAUUGGAAUAGUUUCCAGUGAAGAUAUGAACGCUUGAUUGCUUUAUCUUCUUCCUCUUGUCUUGUUGACCACUUUUUCUCCAGACUGCAACUUCUGAAACACCUGAUGAUUGAUGAUAUACCUUGGGAUGAAAAGGCUAGUUCUGAAUCAGGCAGGAGUAUGUCAGGAUACGUGUACUCUUCAAAGGUCCAAAUCAACAUGCUUUUUCAAAAGGCAGCAUUCUGGUACCACUCUUUUACAUUGUCUUCACAUAAUGUCUGUUCUUUCGUUUCUGAAUUGACCUGUGGUCAGAUUCCUCCAUCUUGUUUUACCGUGGUGGUGUUGCCACUUCCUUAGUGCCUCCUGUAGCUGGUCAGGUCUGACUGGGGGUGCGUCCCAAAUGCCACCCUAUUCCCUAUAUAGUGCACUACUUUAGACCAGAGACCUAUGGCCAAAAGCUCGGGUCAAAAGUAGUGCACUAUAUAGGGAAUAGGGUGCCAUUUGGGUCAGUUCCCUGACAGGUCAGAGCCAGUGGGUCUGAGAGGCUGACGUCUCUCCUGGUGGUGGAUCUGUCCUCUCAGCUGGGUGACUUGGGGCUGGUGUGCUGUAGACGGGGACAGGGAGAACGGUCCACACUGAGAGGACAGAUACUAUCAGCUACAGAGUUUCAAAUGCAAAACCUUUUUUCUUGUUGUUCAUAAAAAGAAAACACCAAAAUGUACUUUGUCUGUAAAUAUUUGCGCCAGUGGUGCUCUGUGGUUGUAGCAUUGUGUAUGAGAAAGCAGAGGAAGAUUGUGAUAACGUUGUACAUGUAUGUAUUAACCAGCAGAAAGCAGCGGGGGAAUCGCUCAAGUGCCAUUCUCAAACAAACACAUGACAAAAUGACUUUCCACUGGUUGAAGCUGGAGCAUGAAUGUGGACUCAACUGUCAUAUUUCUUCAUCCUAACAAGUUCACACAUUUAAUAAAGAUGGAUUGCUUUGUAUCCAGAA